AUGAUGCAGUGUAGCAUUUUUGAGCAGCAGAGGAGGGCUCUUGAGACGAUAGAUCUUACUGAAUAUCUGAUUUCGGAGCUGCUGAUGAGAAAGCAGAAAAAGCGUCAGAUCCAUGAACAACUGGCACAGGAGCACAGCAUCAGGCGGCUUUUGGACAAUUCCUUAAUUUCGGCCGAUUUUCUUAUAAAGUCCUUUGGGCUGCAAGAUUCCUCCGAUUCUAACCCCUACAUUAUGGAAAGGGGUAAAGAGCUGUCUUUAUUGGAAACCAAUGUCGAAAUGUCGGAGUUCUAUUCUCGUCUGCGGACAAUUAAGGAGGACCUUCGUUCGCAUGCAGACGAGCCCGCAAUGCCUCUUAUGGAUGAGUUGCUUGCCAUUAAAGACAUCGAGAUUGGAAUCGAGGCAAUGUUUUCUGGCGAUGAGGGCUUUGGUCGAUUUUUGGAUCUAAAUGCAUCCCACUUGGAAUUUGUUAAUCUGAAAGAUAUCGGCAAUGUCGAUUAUCUGACCUAUUUGGAUCGCAUUUCUUCCUUUGAAAAUAUCCCAAAGGAGACAAAAAAAUCCUCUGCCUAUCUAAAUUAUUUGGAGGAUUUGUCAACCUAUUUACGAAGCUUUAUUUUGAGGGCCAAGCCUCUGAUGGAUGUCGAAUUUUUGCAUUCAAAAAUAAAUGCCGAGUUUGUGAAGCUGGUCCAAAGUGGGGCUCUUCAAUUUACAUCGGCAUAUUCAUGCUCCGUAUGUUCAAGAUCUUUUGAGAAGGAAACCGUUUACAUGGCCCAUCUAAACUCACCAAAGCACAUGAAAAAGGCUGCACAUGCCUUAUCUGCACAUAAAACAGAAAAGCUUCCAAACCGCGAUGAGAUCACUUCAAAAUUGGAAUUUCAUAUCCAUUAUUACUUUGAUAAUGUGUUGGCAUUAGAGCUGUCAUCUACAAAAGGAAAUAUUGAACGGAAGCAGUCCAGCACGAUUUCGGAGCUGGACUCGCGCCAUCGCCAUGGCAUGACCAAUGGCGAUGACGACAAUGUCGAGGAGCUAGAUACAAAUGCUCUUAAACACGACCUUGAAAAGUUUGAGGCACAACUAACCAAAGCCCAGGAAGAAAAACUAUACAAUCCACUUAAAUUGCCGCUUGGUUGGGAUGGAAAGCCAAUUCCAUACUGGCUGUACAAGCUACAUGGAUUGGGCGUGUCCUAUUCUUGUGAAAUAUGUGGCAACUACAUCUAUAUGGGCAGGCGCGUUUUUGACAAACAUUUUCAAGAAUGGCGCCAUUCUUACGGAAUGAAGUGUCUCGGAAUUCCAAACACCAGGCAUUUCCAGGACAUCACUGCCAUUGCAGAUGCAUAUGCACUAUGGGAGAAAAUUAAAAAAUCCUCAAAGGUAGAAACUUUCAAGUCCGAUACGAUGGAGGAGUUUGAGGACUUUGAAGGAAAUGUCUAUAACAGAAAAACCUUUGAAGAUUUGCACCGGCAGGGCUUGUUAUAA
This is a messenger RNA of Mitosporidium daphniae, 1473 nucleotides long. RefSeq lists its product as uncharacterized. Lineage: Eukaryota; Fungi; Microsporidia. Bases 1 to 1473 code for a protein of 490 amino acids. The transcript is spliced from 4 exons. Gene Ontology annotation, biological process: mRNA splicing, via spliceosome. The record is from RefSeq and is a predicted model, not a curated record. Gene Ontology annotation, cellular component: nucleus; spliceosomal complex. Gene Ontology annotation, molecular function: zinc ion binding; RNA binding.